Molecule: messenger RNA, 1476 nt
Organism: Physella acuta
Lineage: Eukaryota; Metazoa; Mollusca; Gastropoda; Physidae
Source: RefSeq, a predicted model, not a curated record
GUAGAGAUGGAUAUCAGAACAUUUGUUCUUCUCUUAGUUUCAGCUGGUCUCGUUCAUACUGUGGUCACAGCUUGUGACUACGGCUGGUUCGGCCCAAAUUGUGAGUACAAAUGUCACUGUGGUUCCACCGGUCUCUGUGAUGUCAACGGUUCUUGUGAAGAAAAUUGUGAAAGUGGGUGGUUUGGUCCAGCCUGCCAAUAUCAAGACCUAGCUGACGCCAACAUACUUACGACAACACCAACAAAACCUGCCCUGUACCUCACUGAUCAGGACGAUAACUCUUGUGUAGAUAACAUUACACAAAUUGCUGUACACCUCGAUGAUGAGAAUAUAACAACCAUUUUUAGCUGGUUAAGGAUCAAAUUCUUAACCACGGACAUGAGCACCAGGACAAUGUCCUUAGCCUUCCAGUCCCCAGACCAGUCAAACCUGGUUGAAUGUCCGGACCUCCAGAACUUUAUGAUAGACCACAGAACACGUGACCUCCAUUGCUACAGGACUGGGAUCUCAUCUUACGUGUACAUUCUCUUUAAUUCCAGCACUACAGUCUGUACUCUUCAUAUAAGUGGAGGUCGUAAUGUGGCCCUCAAGCAACAAGCCCUGCUGUCGAGUGUCUUCAAUAACCAUACAAAAUACGGCGCCAGUAAUGCGGUGGAUGGCGUGCUGAUCAACAACUGCAAGAAGUACGGAUGUGCCUUCACUGAGACGAACGCCACAAAACCAACACUAAUUAUCAAGUUGUCCAUACCGGCUCUAAUAUACAGAUCACGCUUUUAUUCUGGGCUUUACACCCUCGGCAAUAAUAAUUACUUUCAAGAAGGCAUAAACUACAAAAAAUUGAACUCCGACGGAAUUGUUUCAAUAGAAUUCGACAGCGAAAUCCAAUUUGUGGACCUCCUUUUUACUUACGCAAGAGAAUUUAAAGAACCUACUGCUAGCAUCAGUAUUUCUAAUAGUAAUAGUCACCUAGCUAACGGUUCUUUCAUUAUAUUUCGUGAAGUGGAAUUGUAUGGAGAAUCCGAUUGUUUUGAUGGAACCUACGGACUCGGCUGUCUGAAGACCUGCAACUGUAAAAUCAGGGGCGAAACUUGUUUCGUCAGCACAGGAAGUUGUCCGUCUGGCUGUCCUCUUGGUUACCAAGGUGAAGGAUGUAAACAAAUCUGCGACCCGGGGUAUUUUGGCACCAACUGCUUACAGAAAUGUGGUGACACCUGCAGGGAUGUGCUGUGUCACCACCUGACGGGACACUGUAUUAGGUGUCACCCUGGGCACUAUGGUGAUACCUGUGAGCUCAGGUGCAGCGAUCACUGUGCUGGGGACCGGAUGUGUGACGUCAAUGGGACCUGUCUCUAUGGCUGCACAGAUGGUUACCAUGAUGACAAAUGUUUGUUUGGUGAGGUCAAGCACCUGUCAUCAAGUCACGUGUCACAAACACUGCCUGUCAUGGGUUAUGAGAGCGUGUACAACACAUCAUAG